UCUUUGUCUUGUUCACAGCUGACAGUCGGAAUCUUGCAGUGUGCUGACCUGAUCUCCAUGGACUCUGGGGGAACGUCUGACCCAUAUGUUAAAGUCUUUAUUCUGCCAGAUAAGAAGAAGAAAUUUGACACCAAAGUGCACAAAAAGACCCUCAAUCCAGUGUUCAAUGAAAGCUUUGUCUUCAAGAUCCCAUACCAGGAGCUGGGUGGGAAGACUCUGGUCAUGUCUGUGUAUGACUACGACCGUUUCUCAAAGCAUGACAUCAUCGGUGAGAUCAAACUACCCAUGAACACAGUCGAUCUGGGUCAGCCGAUCGAAGAGUGGAGAGAUCUGGAUAGUGCUGAAAAAGAGGAGCCUGAGAAACUUGGCGACAUCUGCAUCUCUCUGCGUUAUGUUCCUACUGCUGGAAAACUCACCGUCUGCAUCCUGGAGGCGAAGAACCUGAAGAAGAUGGAUGUGGGUGGUUUGUCUGACCCAUAUGUGAAGAUCCAGCUAUUGCAAAACGGCAAGCGCCUGAAGAAGAAGAAGACCACGGUGAAGAAGAAUACUUUGAAUCCGUAUUACAAUGAGUCCUUCAGCUUUGAGAUCCCACUGGAGCAGAUGCAGAAAAUCAUCGUAGCGGUGACCGUCUUUGACUACGAUAAGAUCGGCAAGAAUGACGCCAUCGGAAAGAUCUUCAUCGGAAGUAAAGCCGCAGGCACAGCUCUGAAGCAUUGGUCCGAUAUGCUGGCGAACCCACGCCGACCCAUUGCUCAGUGGCACCCGCUUCAACCCGAGGAAGAUAUCGAUGGUGCUCUCGCUGCUCUUUGGGCUAAGAAGUAACUUCUCACAUCUCGGCCCGACUAACCAACUAACUAACCAACCCUCCACUGCAUGACACCCCACACCCAUCUGUACGCGCUCUUCCAGUUCAUUUCACGUAAUCGCCAACAGACACUUGAUGUUCUGAAGAAUAUACUUGAAAAAAUGAACAAUAUCACAUUUUUUGCCACUUAGCGUAAACCGAGGCGGGAAAAACUGGCAAAUAUGACACGCAAAACAUUGGUCUGGAGAAACAUUUUCAAAUGAUGUGCGGCUAAACAACAGAGGCAAUAGAUGUUACAAUCUGCAUUUUUUUUUUUUAUAUAUCACAUCAUUAAUUUUUCACAGUUUUGCCAAAUCAAUGAAGCAUUAAGAAUAGUCCAAAUAAAAAAUGAAAUAAAAAAGGUCGAAACUUUGGAUUUAGUAACGCACACUUAAAAUGCUGGGUCAAAAAGGGAAGAACCACCCAAAGUUCUGAGUUGGUUUAACCAAUUGUUGGGUAAAAAAUCUACAUUUUCUGGGUUACUUUAACUCAACAGUUUGGGUUUGUCCCUUUUAAACCCAACGCUGGGUUAAAAAUAACCAGGCAUAUUUUUUAGGGUGCCCUAAAAUAGACAUUUUGGUUAAAAAAUGUGUAGUUCAGCUCAUGAACAGGACAGCGAGUUGGUAUUUUGUGCCUAAAAAAGUACAAACAAUCCUGAGUUUGUUACAUAUAUAUCUAAGUGAUUUUCAGAUGCACAAUUAUUAAGGAUCACAGUUAAAAUUAAGUCACACUAAGUAGUGCAGGACAUUGUUUACAUUGUCAAAAAUAUUAGGCUGCUGCGUUUGUCUUAAAUAAAAAAGACUUUUAGUCUUGGUAAAACCUGACACUACAUUUACAUGGCCAAAAGAAACAAAAUUUAGAUCUAUGAUCUAUGAUUGUAACAGAUUGUGGCAAUAUACAUUACAUGUUAAAUGAAUAAAGCAUGGUUUACACAUACUGUAGUCUGUGUAAAGACAUAUAGAUAUAAACACAUUUACUGUAAUUUUACAGUUACAGCAUCAAAUCUUUUACUUUCAUAACCACGAGCCCAUUGGGCAAACGUUGAUCCACAUCCUGACUGAAGCUGGCUGUGAAUGUACAGUGAGAUCCUACCAAAUCUCAAACCUGUGUUUCCAUCAUCUCUGUGCACUUCACACACUUCGAGUUUCUGGUUUACAUCACUGCCUUGUUUGUUCGGAGCGAAACUUAACCGAGUUCAAGUCUCUGUGAUGCCAAAGUAUUAACUCCAGUGAGAUGGUAAGAGGCCGGGUUCACCUGCACUUCAUCGAGUUACACAUCUACAAAAAAGCAAUCGUCCGCGCAGUCAGCACAUACGACUACACCCCAAACUAUGCGUGUGUAUAUAUGCAUUGAUCAAAGUUGUUUCUACAGCAUGUGUCUAUAAAUCGAUGUACAUAGAAGCAUGUUUUAAAGAUAGAGCAUAAUUAUAUUGUGUGUGUGACAUUUGUCAUUUUGAUAAUAAAAUGUAGAGGAAAAAAUGCACUGAAUGCACAUUUUAUGAAAUUUCCCAGAAGGGGUAUAAGAUAUAAAGAAAUAUAUUCAUAGGGUUUUUCAGAAUACUUUUAAAUUUGCAACAGGGAGUUAUAGGAGCUGUGUGUUAGACUUACGCUCGUGGUGUCCUUUUGAAUUUUGAUUUUCUUUCUAGUGUCCUGUCAGCGUGUAUUUGUUAUGUGUUAUGGUUAUUUAAAAAUUCAGAGGAAAUAUCUGUUCAGGUUGUGCAUUGUCAAGAAUGUCUGAAAACAUUCAGAUCAAAAUCAAAAGAAAUAAAGAAAAUGAAGUCUAUUAUAAGAUUAAGAUAGCUUUGUCACCUCAUUUUUUUCACCAUGUCAACUUGUUACCAUACCAUGGAUGUUUUACUUUAUUUUCAAAACUCACAGAUUGUCAUCUGAUCUCUUAUUGUAAUUGUAAAUGACUUUUAAUCAACAUAAAAACCAUGUAAAUAGAAUAUAAUAUAAAUACUUUACUAUUUAAAUAAAGUAUCGCUUUGGUUGUUGUUUGCAUAGCAAUAAUACGAUUUUUUUUUAUUUUGGGGGUAUAUGUGCUUAGUUCUUAAAUCUUUGUGGUCCAAAACUGUGGUCUAGUUUCCAUCAAGCAUAUGUGAUCUCUUAUUUCUUUUGAUUUUGAGGUGAAAUAUAAACCUGAUGGGUUCUGUGAUGAAUGUACCGGGUGCAAAUCUCAUCCAAAAACAGAAGCCAUAUGUGUGACACAAAGAUUUCACUACAGCACCUCAACAGAAGUCAAUAAUAUUUUAUAUGCAUUUUAGCCAAAAGUGUUUGAGAGUAAAACCUACGCUCUUAAAAACAAAGGUGCUUUAAAGGUUCUUCACAGUGAUGUCAUAGAAGAACCAUUUUUUACUUAAAGGGAUAGUUCACCCAAAAAUGAAAAUUAUGUCAUCAUUUACUCAGCAUCAUGUUUUAAACCUUUGAGUUUUUUAUUUUAUUUUGAUGAACAUAAAAUAAGAUAUUUUGAUAAAUGAUGGUAAGCACACAGUUAAUGGUACCCAUUGAAUUUCAUUUGUUUUGUAAUGGUUACAAUCAGCUGUAGUACCGAGCACCUAAGGUGACAUUGGAGUAAAAAAAUCUAAAGUUUAGUUUCAUGUGCUCAUGCGAAACCUUCAUGUGCAGAAUUUUUUUUUAAAGUUUAGUUUCGCGUGCGCACGUGAAAGUAUCGCGUGCACACGUGAAACUUUCGUGUGCGUACAUGAAACUUUUGGUUUCACGCGUGCACGCGAUAGUUUCACGUGCGCGCGAUUGUUUAACGUGCGCUCGAAACUUUCACAUGCGGGUGCGAGUUUGCAAUGUGCAAUAGUUUCACGUGUGCACGCGAUAGUUUCACAUACUUUCAACUUUAUUUUAUUUUUUUUCCAUGUCCCCUUAGGGGCUCCGUAGCUGUGUGCUUAUCAUCAUUUAUCAAAAUAUCUUUUUUGUGUUCAUCAGAAAAAAAAAUUCAUACAGGUUUAUAACAACAUGAGGAGGAGAAAAUCAUGACAGAAUUUCAUUUUUUGGUGAACUAUCCCUUUAAUGUUCCUAUAAUAUAAAGAACUCUACAAAGAACCUUUUGUGAAACAGAAAGGUUCUUCAGAUGUUAAAGGUUCUUCAUAAAACUAUUCAGCCAAAAAUGUUUCUUCUGUGGCAUCAUAAAGCACCUUUUUUUAUGUUCAUAGACAGUAAAGAUGUUUUUGUUCAUAUAUACUCUCUUAAAAAAAAAAAUUCUGGCUGUGUGGUUCCAUAAAGAAUCUUUAACAUUCACCAAAUCUUUCAGUUCUUUGCAGUGAAAAAGAUUUUACAGACUUUAAAAUGGAAAUGGUUCUUUGGGGAACCAAAAAUAAUUCUUAUAUGACAUCACUGCGAUCACCACCUUUAUUUUUAAGAGUGUAUAUAUAUAUAUUCACAGUAAUUGAAUUGAAUAAAGGUGUUGACCUUGUGUUUACAGUACAGUAUAUGACAAAAAUAAUUGACAGUAUAUUUUACAAUAAACAUGCAUUGAUUAUAUUCACAAUUGCUUGCAAUAAUAAAAGAAACAUGGUCAGAAUUGGAGAUCCUGUUGUACACUGGCAUGACUUUAUUAUGCAAUGUGUGUGUACUUGAUUGUUAUUUUGUAUUUGUUUGUGAUGAGAGAUUAUUUGCUGAACACUGUAACUGCACCGUAUGUUAAACAUCUAAUACACAAUUGACUGUUUAAUGAAUGUCUACGAGAGAAAAGCAAGAUAUGCAGAUGAAUCAGGAUUGUCUUUGUGGCCAUUCUAUGUUUGGAAUAAUUUUGCAUCCAAUUGUCUCGUUGUUGAAUGUAUGAGCUUUCCACCUUAAAUCCUUUGAGUUUUUUAUUGAAUGUCAGGUUUGUUGUAUUCGUGUGCUUAUUUCUGAUACGUUCAACAGCCUCGGACUGUGUGCUGCUGCCUAUAGGAAUAUUCGUCCGCUUCUAUGUGUUGUACUUUGUGAUAGGACCAAUGUAGAAUAACGUCUCAAUGUGUCUUCUGUGACCGUGAAUUAAAACUGCAGGGUUUUCUUCUCUGCAGAGCAAGCAACAAAAUCCCAGUCUUCCCUGGGACACUGUGGACGCCAGUGUGAUUUUUCCAUUUGUUGUAUUCUAAUAUUGGACCAUAUCAUCACCAAGACCUUUCCAAUGCAAUACUGCCAACAUCUCGGCUUACUAACAUACUCUAACCCCUCGAUUCAUUCGCCGUGUAAACCUUUCCAAAGAACCAACCCUUCUUGUUUCGUUUGUCCUGUGUGGAGAUUCCCAUGUUGUCAAAUCCUUUUGUGGAUGCUUUGGCAUGCUUUAAAUUCCCUGAACAAAUGAACACAUUGGCCAGCGAAGAAAAAAAAUGAAAGCCUUUCUUGUGGCAACUCUUGCAGCUUCUUGUCAUCCUGUACAUGUGAAACCUCAACGAAGCCAACCGGUAAAACAUCUACAUGCAGAUUUAACAAUGAGUUAUCAAUUAGUUAAUCAUAGGAAAUAAAGAUCUUUUAAAUAUA
This is a messenger RNA of Misgurnus anguillicaudatus (oriental weatherfish), 5319 nucleotides long. Lineage: Eukaryota; Metazoa; Chordata; Actinopteri; Cypriniformes; Cobitidae. The record is from RefSeq and is a predicted model, not a curated record.